Acomys russatus (golden spiny mouse) is the source of this 5547-nucleotide messenger RNA. It is a transcript of the gene Eda, whose product is annotated as ectodysplasin A. Lineage: Eukaryota; Metazoa; Chordata; Mammalia; Rodentia; Muridae. Gene Ontology annotation, molecular function: death receptor binding; death receptor agonist activity; tumor necrosis factor receptor binding. Gene Ontology annotation, biological process: immune response; animal organ development. The record is from RefSeq and is a predicted model, not a curated record. The coding region runs from base 204 to 1379 and encodes 391 amino acids. Gene Ontology annotation, cellular component: membrane. The transcript is spliced from 8 exons.
CUCCUCCUCCCUUUCCCACCCCUCGGAGUGGAGCUGCACAUGCGGCUGCUCCCUGUUCUGUCCCGCCCAGCCACCGUCGCUCAGGAACGGGUCCCUGCAGCCCCCAGCCGAUGGCAGGACAGUAGCCGCCUGUCAGGGGUCGUGAAGGGCUGAGGCAGAGGCAGAGGCUCCCGGGCCUCAGAUAGUGGUUGUCUCUGGAGGCCAUGGGCUACCCUGAGGUAGAGCGCAGGGAACCCCUGCCUGCAGCAGCUCCAAGGGAGCAGGGCAGCCAGGGCUGCGGCUGUCGCGGGGCCCCUGCUCGGGCGGGCGAAGGGAACAGCUGCCGGCUCUUCCUGGGUUUCUUUGGCCUCUCUCUGGCCCUCCACCUGCUGACGCUGUGCUGCUACCUAGAGUUGCGGUCCGAAUUGCGGCGGGAACGGGGAACCGAGUCCCGCCUCAGCGGCCCGGGUGUUCCUGGCACCUCUGGCACCCUAAGCAGCCCUGGUAGCCUCGAUCCUGUUGGUCCCAUCUCCCGCCACCUCGGGCAGCCGUCCUUUCAACAGCAGCCUUUGGAACCAGGAGAUGAUCCACUCACCCCUGACUCCCAGGACCCGCACCAGAUGGCCCUCCUGAAUUUCUUCUUUCCUGAUGAAAAGGCAUAUUCUGAAGAGGAAAGUAGGCGUGUUCGCCGCAAUAAAAGAAGCAAAAGUGGUGAGGGACCAGAUGGUCCUGUUAAAAACAAGAAAAAGGGAAAGAAAGCCGGGCCACCUGGGCCCAAUGGACCCCCAGGACCUCCAGGACCACCAGGACCCCAGGGACCCCCAGGAAUUCCAGGAAUUCCUGGGAUUCCAGGAACAACUGUUAUGGGACCUCCUGGCCCUCCUGGCCCUCCUGGUCCUCAAGGACCCCCUGGCCUCCAAGGACCUUCUGGUGCUGCUGAUAAAACUGGAAGUCGAGAAAACCAGCCAGCUGUGGUGCAUCUGCAGGGCCAAGGGUCAGCAAUUCAAGUCAAGAAUGAUCUUUCAGGUGGAGUGCUCAAUGACUGGUCUCGCAUCACUAUGAACCCCAAGGUGUUUAAGCUACAUCCCCGCAGCGGGGAGCUGGAGGUACUGGUGGACGGCACCUACUUCAUCUAUAGUCAGGUAGAAGUCUACUACAUCAACUUCACUGACUUUGCCAGCUAUGAGGUGGUGGUGGAUGAGAAACCCUUCCUGCAGUGCACCCGCAGCAUUGAGACAGGAAAGACCAACUACAAUACUUGCUACACUGCGGGCGUGUGCCUCCUCAAGGCCAGGCAGAAAAUUGCCGUGAAGAUGGUACAUGCCGACAUCUCUAUCAAUAUGAGCAAGCACACCACCUUCUUCGGGGCCAUCAGGCUGGGUGAAGCCCCUGCAUCCUAGAUUCUCCCAUUCCAUCCUGGUCCAUGCCCCCUGCCCCAGGUUUGGGAGCCAGGACUCCCAGAACCUCUAAGUGCUGCUGCAGAAUGAGGUAUAUUGGCGUUGCAACCACAGAGAGAAAUGCCCCAGUGCUAUUUAUUCCCCAGUGACUCCAGGAUGACAAGGCCUACGUGACUUCCCUGAACAACCUUGAGCUGCCAGGACAGUUGAUGGAGCCCCAGGGUUUUCAAGAAGCAGAACCUUCUUAGGCUCCCUGCUGACUGACUGACUGGCUUAUGGUGACUCCUCAACCCCUAGGUCCCUCAUCAGAUUUAUCAUUUGUUGCACUAAACUGAGGAUCCAAGACAGUAGGCCACAAAAAGCAAAGGUGCACUCCAGAUUCUAGGGGUGACCAUCUGACUCUGGGGGAAGGGGGUGCUGCUGCUUCUCUCUUGGCUGGGAGUGGCUUUAGGUUGCAACUUAAGGAGAGGGUCAGGUCAGAAGAAGGCAAAUGCUUGUGGCAGAGACCUGGGCAAAACCUGCCAAGCAAGCAUCCUUGGCAGAGGAGGCAUUCUUGCUGCAUUGCACUAUGACCUACAAGAGGCUCAGAGAAACAUCCUACUCAGGCUACAAGGUACACUGAGGCAGCUUGCUGGACUCCAGAGCUGAGAACUUUGCUCUGCCUUGGAAUCAUUACAGGAAUGGCCACAACCCUGCCUAUGUAAGAAUCUGAGUCUAUACUUGGGGCCAGGCAUGUCCCACUUUGUUUACAGCUAUGCUCCACUCUCAGAAAACAACCUGGAAUCUUCCCACCCGUCACCCUCCCCAGACUGACUAGAAAUUCUAUCUUCUUUCUCCACAGUGCCUACCUCUGUCUGAGACAGGUGCUUCAUGCUGUAGUCUUUAAAUUACUUGGGCACAAAGAAUUUCCCAUUGAUUAGGCAUUGCAAUUAUUCCUCAUCUAAUUCCAAUCAAAUUGUGUCUGGGAACAGAUGGUUAAACUGGAUAACCUCCAAAAGCCCCUUGGAGUUUGAAUAUAUAGGUGGCACUCCACAGUUUGCUGCCACAGUGGAUUCCUGAAUCCCCAAACCCUAGACUCCCCUGGAUAUCAGCAGAGCAGAGCUUUUCUACCUUUACCAGAAAGGGGGAGAAAUAGGCAUAGAACAGGGAGUUUUGUCCAUGUUUGUUGGAACACAAGUGGUCAUUAGGUCAGGUCUUAUCUGAAAGAACAGCAGCUUGUGGCCCACUAGCUCAGUCUUUCUUCAGAAACAGAGUACUGUCACCAUAGAAGUCUGGGCUGCUCUCCUAGAGCCAGGCUCGAGGGAAACCAGCUGUCUGGCUAUUAGGCAGGGCUCUGACCCCUAGUUUGGAUCCAAAGACACCUCCACCAAUCUUCCUACAUUGUCAUAUGCUAGGAUUAUUUGUCAACUUCCUUUCCAAUUCCCUGGCUUCAGGGUGCCAGGCACAGCCCAAAGCUGAAAGAAUCAACCUUGUACAGCCUGUUCCUCUUGCUCCUGAAAUGUUUUUCUUUUUGACUAGAUGGGGAAUACAUCCCUGAAAGUCAUCAAAAACAACAGGUACUAAUUUCUCAGCUGUAUCUCCAUUUCCAAGUAGGCACAUUGCUUGGUCCUUCAAGGGUCAGGGCAAGACAUGGCAUGCCAAGGCUCCUGUGUCUAAUGCUAAUGAAGCCUUAUAACCAGAAGUGAGGUGAGCGUUGGAUAUGCAUCUGACUUCAAAAGGCCCUGAACAAUCAGCAGUGGUAGCAGGAACUAAGAGACCCUCUCUUUAGCAUUUGAAGGUUAUUUCCUCUGUUAUUACUUCCUUUGAAAAAGAGGGGACAGAGAAUAUCACAGUUACCCAUUGUAUAGGUAAGGCUGAGAGAGAUAAAGUGCUUUGAUAACAUCUCAGCCAGUAUAAGUCAGAGACCUUAGCCUUUAGUGAGGUCUGACUCCCAAGCUAGUCCCUUACCACAGCACUGUGUGGCAUUCAGGGUCCAGAAAGAAAAAUAAAAGUGAUAAUAUGGAACUGACCUCAUUGCGGGGGUCCUAGGGGGAAACCUAGCAAUGCCCAAUUUUUAUUACUUGGUGGCACUGCCUAUUCUUUGGGCUGCCAGGGGCUCUGUGGAAGAAGACUUGGGUGUUUUCUUGGGAAACAGCCCAAUGAUCAACCUUAUAAGUUCCUGUCUUGAGAAGAAUCUUCCAGUUGAGCUCUGAAUCUCACAGACCUGGCAGCCUUCGUGAUCUUUCACCCAUCGGAUUAAAGCAGUGGCUACCACACAAGGAGCUGCUGCAGGGCAAGACCUUACAUUCCCAACCCUAUCACUAGUUCUGGGAACCAGUCUGCUUCCUGUAGUCAAAUGUGACUCCUACUCUCCUUAUGCCAUAUUACAAAGACCUUGCUGUUGCCAAAGUCUCUCAAGAAUGGACAGAAAGUCUGAGAGGACCAGGCUAAAGCAUAUGGCUGCAGGGAGGUAGAUAAAGUUUCCUAACUGUGCCCCUGCAGGACGUGCCAACCCCAUUGCACAAUCCGCGCAUGAAGAUCAUAGGUUUCUCACUACCCUUUGUUCCUUCUGAACCCUCCCAAGGAGCCUUAGAGGAAGAGGACUGGAGGGGAAGAAAUAGCAGAGAGCAGGGAGGCCUGGUGUGCUGUGGUCCUUGGCAAAGUGGUGAAGCAUUUACUGAUAGGAGACUAGGGAUAGAGAUUUACAGUGUGGAAUUGUUAUGAUGUGAAGUUACCCCCAAGGUUAGCAUAGAGAAUGGAAUAAGGACAUGUUUGGGUAAGCAGAUAACAGGUUUGAAAGAAAAUUGCAUGGCAGGAGCCUCUACCAGUUGCGUGAACUUUAGGAGCCAAGCAGGCACAAUAUGCGGAUGUUAUUUGCCUACGGUUCCCUGGAAGAUGUAGCAUUUGCUUUAGUUGCCCCUGUAUCCAUCCUGUGCCAAAUCUCUGUAGCUUAGUAAGAAAAGGCUAAGGACCCUAGAGACAAACAAGGGCUGUGGUCCUCAGGGGAGUGCUUGCAUGUUACCCAUCAUCUAGUGGAUGCAAAUGGAUUUAGAGAAAUUUUUGACCUAGAAAGGCUUUUAGAAGGAAUGUGGCCCAACCUACAUCCAUUCUGUUCCUCAUGUGAAACUGAUGUCCAGACAGUGAAAGGGGCCCUCCUAGGACACAGGGAGCAGGCCCCCCACCUCCAGACUGGGCAGGAGAAAGAGGCACAGCAGCCUGUCUCAUGGGGCCUCCUCUUUCAUACACCCUCAGACUCAAGGCUAGAAGUGUUUCUUUCCCUCCGGGAGCCUGUCCAGCAGAGAGUAUGGCUACAGUCUUCAUCAGAACUUGCCUCCCUACACAUACUCCCCCAAGAUAUUUGUGCAGCUCCUGCCUCUGGGCUGGAAGCCUCUAGACUGGCCCUGAGCCAGGCAGUUUUUAAACCUCCCUAGGUUUGCCUGAGGGCCCACCCUUGCCUGGGGCCUCCCUAGACUAUGUGCACCACAGAACCUGAUUUGUUUUCUUAACUCAUUUCAGGGCUCUCUCCAGGAGAGGGUGAGAUGCGUCAUCUCUUUAUUCAAAAAGCUUCCAGCUGAGAUGGGGGUAAGGGGAGAAUGGCCUGGAGCAGGCCCAAUGCUGCUUUGGGGGAUCAGCAUCUUGUGUGAGAUACUGUGUAUAUAAACUAUAUAUAAUGUAUAUAAACAGGGAUGUAAGUUUGUGUAAAUUAACGGUUUAUUCUUUGCAAAUAAAGUGCUCCCCUCCCCAUUCUUGAAAUCAUCUUGAGCUCUUCUGACAUGUCACGUGCUUCUUUGUAAAUGAUGCCACCACACAUGAGCUCUGGGUCGAUCAAGAAACUUGCUUUAGUGAGCUCUCACCAGAAGGAAGCUUGUCUAAAAUUUUCUAUCAGUACAUCCCACGUUCUCUUUGCACCAAACUACAUACCUUCACCCCAUUCACCUUAGCUCUUCUAGAACCAUAAGCCUCAGAGACUUGAUGACUUGCCAGAAGGCAUAUUGUCUUUUGGGGUGUUUGUUGGUUGGUUGGAUUUUUCAAGACAAGGUCUCUCUGUGUUAGCCUUGGCUGUCCUGGACUCGCUUUGUAAACCAGACUGGCCUCUGUCUCACAGAGAUCCCCCUGCCUCUGCCUCCCAAGUGCUGGGAUUAAAGGUGUGCGCCACCACACCCGGCCAGAAAGCAUAUUGUCACAGGGCAAG